Ipomoea triloba (trilobed morning glory) is the source of this 1650-nucleotide messenger RNA. RefSeq names its product polyvinylalcohol dehydrogenase-like. The transcript is spliced from 4 exons. The record is from RefSeq and is a predicted model, not a curated record. NCBI's taxonomy places the organism in Eukaryota, Viridiplantae, Streptophyta, Magnoliopsida, Solanales, Convolvulaceae. The coding region runs from base 1 to 1611 and encodes 536 amino acids.
AUGAUCAAGAAUGGAAAUAUUCUUGUUCUCUUUGUUGCUAUCUUAACCUUAAAUAUUAUACACAACACAACCUCUGAAUGGAUUACUCAUGGAAGGGACAUAACCAAUAGAAGAUAUGCAGAGGGAGAGCGACUGAUCAACCCAAAAACGGUGUCGCAGAUGCUGAAAUUAAAAUGGAAAUUCGCCGCCGGUUUCGAUAUUACGGCGACGCCGGCCGUCGCCGAUGGGGUGGUGUAUUUUCCGUCAUGGAAUGGGAAUUUGUAUGCAGUGAAUGCAAGCACAGGAGAACUUGUUUGGGAACAAAAUCUUGGAGAGUUAACGGGCUUGCAGCCGACGGCGUCAAGUGAGAGGAACCUGAAUGUCACUGUCUCGAGAUCUACUCCGGCGGUGGCCGGAAAAUAUUUGGUCCUCGGGAUUUAUGGCCCUGCCGUGAUGAUUGCCGUGAAACGCUCCACGGGAGAGCUUGUGUGGGCAUCUCAGCUUGACCCUCGCCCUCUGGCCGUUAUUACUGCCUCAGCAACUUGCGUCGACGUCCCUGCAGGGGUAUGUUAUGUGGGAGUAUCAUCGCUGGAAGUAGUUCUACCGGCCGGAGAAUGCUGCACUUUCCGGGGGAGCUUAGUGAAGGUAGACAUCAAAAGAGGUAAAAUUCUAUGGCAAACGUAUACACUACCAGAUAAUUGUGGAAAGGUGGGAGGCUACUCUGGCGCCGCCAUCUGGGGAAGCAGCCCCGCCGUGGAUAAGCGUAGGGGUUGGGUUUAUGUCGGCACCGGAAACUUGUACAACGCUCCGGAGGAGGUUCUGCGGUGUCAGGCGGCACAGAAUAAUCGAACGGGCCCUCCGACAGGGCCGGACCAAUGUUUCGGGCCAGAUGCUCACUUCAAUUCCAUCAUGGCUUUGAAGAUGAGGACAGGAGAGAUUGUUUGGGCUAGGCAGCUAGGGGGCUAUGAUGUUUCCUAUUUUGCAUGUUUGGUUCCUAACAACCCGGAUUGUCCGCCCGGCCCGAACAUGGAAGCUGAUUUUGGUGAGGCUCCAAUGUUGGUUACCAUAUGGGAGAAGAAAAGGUUUAGAGAUGUUGUGGUGGCAGUGCAGAAAAGUGGGUUUGCUUGGGCUCUUGAUCGUGAUAAUGGUGAUAUUGUUUGGUUUAAGAAAGCUGGACCGGGAAGCAUUGAAGGGGGCGGGUCAUGGGGUGCCGCCACCGACGGGAGGUCUCGAAUAUACACAAACAUAGUCAACGGCGAUAGGCUUCCAUUCAGACUGGCACCGACAAAUCAAACAACAACCGCCGGUGGGUGGGUGGCUUUGGAUGCUAGCACAGGCCGGAUUAUUUGGACCACCGCAAAUCCUAGCAACGAAACGGCUCCCGGCCCGGUCACAUUAGCCAACGAAGUUCUUUUCGCCGCUUCGCCGACUCCUAAUGGCCCUAUUUACGCAAUCCACGCCGCCACCGGGAAAAUAAUGUGGUCAUUUAACACCGGAGCCACCAUCUACGGCGGUGCAUCAGUGAGCGACGGUUGCGUUUAUAUUGGCCAUGGAUAUUCGGUUGGCCUUCUUAAGUCAUUCCACCCUACUUGGACCAAUGGAAAGUAUCUCUUUGUCUUCUGCAUUAGAUGAAGGCUUUAAAAUUUUAAGCAAUAUGUAAUCUAUAAUUCU